CACCGAGGACUGGUCGCGUAAAAAUAAUUUGAAAAAAUGCGAAGUUAGCGCGCGGUGAAGGGAACGCGCGAAUGAUUUUCUACAGGUAGUUUAAAAAUGGCGACUGACAGGUACGCGUUGGCCCGCGUGCACGGCGCCGCGACGAGCACGGACGCGCCGUGAUUCUUCGGGAAGUUAAAAGGAGGCAGGAGGCUCUCGUUCAGCCUGAAGUUCAAUUUCGUACAGUGAGAUCGGCCGUAACACCGGUGAGACCGUAUGGAUUGCGUUGUGCUUUCAUCGAUCAACACGGUGACUUUCUCUCCUCGCGACACUCCGCUUUUCAGCGAGAACUUCUCGGCGAGACGAAAGAUUUGUCUGUGUCCCCGCCCCCGCGCCUCUUCACCGUCUCGUGCCGAACGAACAAGUGGAAAAAGAAAAUCGAACGAAUGAACGAACGAACGAGCGAACUUCCGCAUUCCGCUGGAUCGCGAACGAAUAAGUGAACGAACGAGCGAUCACACUUGCCGAUGUAAAUACAGCUGUAAAAAUUACAAACAUAUAGCCAUGGAACAUUCUGAUUUAGUGGCAGAAAUGGUACAUAUAGAAAGAUUAACAACACAAGAGAGAUUACAUUUGGCUCGUCACAGAAGACUCCAACAAUUGAAAGUAUGGCGGCAACGUGAGAAAGAAUGGAUGCGACAUCAAACCAGACAUACAAGUAACAAACGUCACAUAUAUUUUAGUGACAGUGUGAUGCUGUUAGAAGCUGCAGCAAGAAAUGACAUUGACGAAGCUUAUGCUUUAGUGAGGAGACUUUUGAAGAAAGGAGUGAAUCCAGAUUCAACAAAUGAGGAUGGACUGACAGCUUUACAUCAGUGUUGUAUAGAUGACAAUGAAGAAAUGAUGAAACUGCUAAUUGAAUUUGGUGCAAAUGUUAAUGCAGAAGAUAGUGAAAAAUGGACACCAUUACAUGCUGCUGCUACUUGUGGUCAUUUGCAUUUAGUUAAAAAUCUCAUUGCUAAAGGUGCCAAUUUAUUAGCUGUUAAUGCUGAUGGUAAUAUGCCUUAUGAUAUUUGCGAAGAUGAAAAGACGUUAGAUUGUAUUGAAGGAGAAAUGGCUCGACGAGGUGUUACUCAAGAAUUAAUAGAUGAAACUAGAGCUUCAAUAGAAGUUCAGAUGUUACGAGAUUUACAAAAUAUAGCUUCUAUAGGUGGUGAUCUAGAAUAUAAAGAUCAUCAGGGUGCUACACCUCUUCACAUUGCAGCUGCAAAUGGUUAUUUAAGGGUAGUUGAAUUUCUUUUAGACCAACAUGUUUCGACUGAUGUUGAAGACAAUGACAAAUGGCAACCAGUUCAUGCAGCUGCUUGCUGGGGUCAUUUAGAAGUUCUCGAAUUACUAGUACAAAAUGGAGCUGAUUUAAAUGCAAAAAAUAAGCACGAUGAAACACCAGCUGAUAUCUGCGAAGAUCCGGAAAUUAGAGAAAGAAUAGUAGAACUCAAAACGGAGCAAGAAAGUAAACGAUUGCGAGAAGCACAGGGAAGACGGGUACGCAGAUCUCAAAGUAUAAAUACACGUACUCAGAGUGUAAGAAGAACUUCAAUAAGGGAUAAAGUUUUGACUACGAAAAAAGAUGCUCAAGAAGAAGCUCGUCUUAGAUUACAAGCACAACAGACAUACGUUGGCGGUUCGACUACGAAUGUUCCACAAUCAGAAAAUGAUGCUAACGUACGAGAAAAUACAAGCAGCGAGACUGAUUCUAGCGCACCACCAACAGCUGUACGUAAAGCCCCUGAGGGGAAGGAUAAUGAGUCCUUCCUUCACGAGGACGUCGAUAAAGAAUCAGUGACAGGAUCUGACUCACCAAUCGGUAAUCAACAGCCGAUCUACGCAUCGGAUGGCGACACCAACGGCAAGAUCAACAUACAUGUCUCAGUAGUUUUUGUCAAAUCGUUAUCGGACUUGAAGAAACAGAGAGCACAGAACCGACAUAUAUCCGCCGGAUCGAUCGAUGCCAAUGGGAAUGGUAUUCCUGUGUCGCCUAUCACCAAUACCGAGCUCAACGCUAGCAGAGACUUUCAACGAUUCACUGGAAACACCAGCGACAUUGUCGGUGAUAGUCAUUCUGAAAAGAGUUGCUGCACCGUCAUGUAAUUACCUCUAGUUACACAUGUACUUUCUUUCUCGUCACUGUUUCCUUUACGAAUCGUUUAAUUCCAUUUUAUUCACUUCUUCAUACACGUAUAAUUUUAGUACUUAUAAAUCUGUGUAUCUAUUCCAUAGAAAAUUGUAGAUAAUUAUACCAAACGAGAUUUUAUUUAAACACAAAUGGUGCAAAUUGGCACCAUUUCGGUCUUUUGUUCUUUUUUUUUUUUUUUUUUUUUUUAAUGUCCUCUUGAACCUUGAUUAAUUCUGUGAACUACUUGCAUACGCUUUUGAAGGGAAAUGAUGUCUUAAAACACAGCGCUCAUAAAUCCGAGGUAACGAGAUCGUGUAGGCCUCUAAUAUGAUGUAUUGUACUUAAGCGAGUAAUUAAGUAACUGCGAUACAAUAUUAACUGAAUUUAUAGUUACGUUUCGAAUAUGUACAGAAUUUUAUUUAUUACAGCGGAAGAAGUAAUGUAUAUUUUAAAUAGUAAUUAUUCAAUUGUAUAUUGCGCAAAAAACCACGUUCUUACGACUACUAUGUAUGAUAUCAUAUAGAAUAUUUCUCGUGUUUUUUAUAAGAAUGUUAGUUAUAAAUAAUAUUUUUUAUAUUCAUUUAGAUAUACAUAUUUUUACGAGUACGUUUAUUUGUAAAUUUUGAUGUGUGCCGAUAUUCUACAAUAGUACGAUAUCCUGUGUUUUUUUCUUAAAUAUAUAUCGCAAAUUACAUGAUA
Messenger RNA from Frieseomelitta varia, 2854 nucleotides. It is a transcript of the gene MYPT-75D, whose product is annotated as protein phosphatase 1 regulatory subunit 16A. Lineage: Eukaryota; Metazoa; Arthropoda; Insecta; Hymenoptera; Apidae. Gene Ontology annotation, cellular component: cytoplasm. Gene Ontology annotation, molecular function: enzyme inhibitor activity; protein binding; phosphatase regulator activity. The record is from RefSeq and is a predicted model, not a curated record. The transcript has 9 exons. The coding region runs from base 544 to 2130 and encodes 528 amino acids.